AUCGGCUCGGCUGUUUGUGCAAUCGAUAGUUUUUGUAGUGCAAUGAAAAUUAGUAGUUUGUUUUUGCAACAAACAUUUAUGUUAGUUAUGCGUCUGUGUCCAAAAUGUUGAUUGUUUGGUUAGUGAUUGCCUCCACCUUGAGCCGAUGCAUCCGAGCCACCACCACGAUUUCGAUACCCAUCACAACACAGGACAUAAUUGCGGGUGACGUAUUUUUUGAAAUCACAUCGCCGCAAGACCUGGAAUAUACGUACAGAUUACGGCCGGCGAAAGAUUUCGGCAUUACCUUCUCGGAGAAGUUCGAGGGCAUCCCUCUGGUGCUGACUGAUCCGCCAGACGCCUGCCAGAAGCUGCGCAACACACGUGAUCUUCAUGGAAGUAUCGCACUCAUGGACAGGGGGGAGUGCUCCUUCCUCACCAAGACCCUGCAGGCGGAGAUGGCCGGGGCGGUGGGCGCCAUCAUUACCGAGUACAAUCCGAACUCGCCAGAAUUCGAGCACUACAUCGAGAUGAUCCACGACAACUCCAAUCGAGAUGCUUCGAUACCCGCGGGCUUCCUGCUGGGGAAGAACGGCGUGAUAAUACGGUCCACGCUGCAGCGACUGAAGCGGGUGCAUGCCCUCAUAAAUAUACCAGUAAACCUGACCUUCACCCCGCCAUCGAAAAUCAAUCACCCGCCGUGGCUCGGAUGGUGACUGGACCCGGAAUGAUGCCGGAAGGACCCAGCAGAGGCACACACACACACACACACACGCGAUCUAAAACCAAAGUGCAUACUUAGUCAGUACUGAAGCAGCGAUAGUAACUAAAAAUGAGACUAAGCUUAUAGUUUUACCAUAAGUAGCUAAAUCGUAACUGGAGGCAGAACCAAAUCGUAAAUUGUAAAUAAAUUGCCAGGUGGCAGGCAAGUCAGAAAGUUUUAAGCUAGACAAAUACCAUAAAUCUUUAUUAAACGUAUGCGCAUGCACAUGUA
Molecule: messenger RNA, 973 nt
Organism: Drosophila obscura
Lineage: Eukaryota; Metazoa; Arthropoda; Insecta; Diptera; Drosophilidae
Product: PRADC1-like protein
Exons: 2
Coding region: 105-695 (196 amino acids)
Source: RefSeq, a predicted model, not a curated record